Molecule: messenger RNA, 3268 nt
Organism: Labrus mixtus (cuckoo wrasse)
Lineage: Eukaryota; Metazoa; Chordata; Actinopteri; Labriformes; Labridae
Gene: inavaa
Product: innate immunity activator a
Exons: 9
Coding region: 694-2559 (621 amino acids)
Biological process (GO): adherens junction maintenance; positive regulation of protein ubiquitination
Source: RefSeq, a predicted model, not a curated record
UACCUGCAAUUUCUUGUUGUCAUUGUUUUCCUCUGCUGGCCAUGGUUCCUCUUCGCAUCUCAUUAUUUGUUUAUUGUCAGUCAGAUGUUGUGUUGUGUGCAAACAGUGGAGCAAGCAGGCCAUAAACAUGAAUGGUUCUCGCUUGGUCGUGAAAGUGUGUCAGUGAUACGGGCAGAGUCGCGCAGAAGUCAGCAGGGCCCUUGUGAUCUGAUGUGGCGCGGACAAGCCCAGCAUUGAGACAUUCUUCCACUUCAAAGCCCCCAGAGGCUUUUCUGAACACUGGUUGAAUAGGAGCAGAGGGAGGGGCAUGCAGGGGGAACAGGUGCAGUGCAUGAGUGGGGUGAUUCCCGCUGCCAUCUGCUUUCUUUUUCUGGGCCUGGGCUCUUUAAACGCCCUCUGACACGCCUCGCGACAACACGCUCCCCUGGCCCGGCCACGCAGUGCCCCGUCACCAUGGCACCCCGAUUCGGAUUAACCCCUGCACAUGUGCCGAGUCAACCGUGGGGGUCUGCCGCUUUUGUGAGCGAGCAUGGUGGGGGAGAAAGAGGUGGAGGAGAAGGAGGGGGAGAUGGAAAGCUGCAUUGAUAAGUGUGUGAAAGGACACUCGCCAGUCAUUCACUUUUGUUAAGCAGCAGGAGUGAGUAUGAAUGAAGCCAUGUGGUAUAUCUAUCAACUCAAGAGCAUACAGUGAAGAUGACGGCCAUUGAGAGUAAAGAGGAGAUCAGUGACACUGACAGUGGGAUCAUCUUACAUUCUGGUCCUGACAGUCCCAUAUCCCCGGUAAAAGACCUGACCACCAACACCAGAGCCCUGAAGCUCAAGCAUCAGUCUCUGGAGGAGCGUCUGGAGCUCUGCCUGCUGGAGCUCAGGAAGCUCUGCAUCAGGGAGGCCGAGUUAACGGGUAAACUACCCUCAGACUAUCCUCUGAUGCCCGAUGAGAAGCCACCACGGGUCAGAAGGAGGAUUGGAGCUUCAUUCAAGCUGGAUGAAGGUCUGAUCCGUUUGAAUAAUCAGGAUUCAGAGUUGCAAGCGCUGGAAACUGACUUGGCUCUUCAGCGGCAGAUUUAUGAGGCAGUCCGCAAACUGUCUGUGGAGGAGAAACUCAGCAAACCACAGAAGAAGAGCCGGCUGCAGCAGUGCAAGAGGGAAGAGAGGAAAGUGAAAGACCUGCAGGAGGCCGUGUUCCAGCACAGGAUCAAGAGCGAGUGCAACUCACCCUGCAUCCCCAUCUCAAGAAGCCAAAACAGAGCAGAUCUGAGCAUGUCUGAUGACAGUUCCCUGUCUGAUGUUGUGGCCCUGGAUGACGACGUGGACUCGCCCACUCCUCCCUCUCAUUCAGAGUCCUGCACUUCCUUGUCAGACACCCCGCAUCUGUCAGCCAAGACCCUUCAAUCAUCCCAGCAGUCAUCAAGCCAGCUCAGUGUGGAGCAUGAGCCCUCCCCCAUCCAGAACUCUCCAUGGAAAGAGUCCAGUCUGGAUCAGCCCUACCAGAAGGUCAAUAAACCUCAAUCUGCUAGCAGCAGCAGGUCCAGCAGUCCAGCAGGGACCCAAGUGUCUGCAGAGAGCUGUAGGAUUCCUCUCUCUCAGUUCGUCAGGAACUCUGCCCUGCGUCAAAACAACUCCACCAGUGCCCCCUCCACCCCAGAGCUGCAGAUACGCAGACAGUACACCCAGUCCUUCAGGUACACAGAAAAGUCCGAUUUGUUUGUACACUCGUGCAAAAAGAGAAUAAAAACCACAUUUGGUAUAAUUGUUAAUUUUCACAUUUGUCUUCUCAGACUUCCUAAAAGUAAGCCACCAGGUGAUAAGGAGUGCCUCAGCACAGAGAACAAUCGCGGGCGAGCUAGGCUGCCCCAGCGGCGCUGCAUAGCCACCUUCAUGGUGCGUUCUCCAGAGUACUCUCCUCUGCAGCCCUACCAGUCCAGCUCCGAGGACAGCAGCUCCGAGCACUCUUCCUCCUCCCACAUCAGCUCUCCUGGCAGGGACAGACCCACUGAGAUCCCAAAGCUCUGCCCUCCACCUUAUGGGUUCCACUUUGGAGCACAAAAGAAAGGGCUUUCCAGCUUCUCCAGCUCACAGAAGAAUAACAACCAGUCUCAGUUCAGCCCGGGUAACGUCAGAGCCACGGCAGAGGAUGGCCCACUCUCCCCUCAAGACCUGGACAUGGGGAAGGUCUUUCUGUCCUCACCCCCUGUGGCACAUAGCCCGCUUUCAAGACAGUGGCAAGAGGGAGCAUCGUCCCCAAGGAGAAUCCUUAAGCCACCGCCACCUUACACUAGACUGGUGCGAACGCCCUCGCUGAAGGAGUACCCGAACCACGCCAUCAGGCUGAUGCCCAGGGAGAUCGUGUCGGAGGAGCUGAAGUCCUGGCAUCAGAGGAAUCAGUUGCAGAAGUUAUGGCCCAGCUGCAUGGAUCAGCUGAGUGUCACGAGCCCCACCUCACCUCAUCUUCCUCCAUUUAAACAGGGUUCGGGUAACAUGAUACUCCAGAGAGCUGCAGACGGUACUCCAGUCCAGUGGUUCAUCGCAGAGGAUGCGGAAAUCGUGAGCCAGGUGUAGCUUAGACAACUACUGUUGUGCAGUACAUUCAGUAGGAAGCGUGUGAUUCCUUUCUAUUUAUCACUGUAUUUAUUCUUAAGGCUUUGGACUCUCUGUGAGAUCUUUAGUCGACAUGAUGCAGAGAACGUGGACCUAUGGGCACUCUGAUGAGCCCAUUCCUCUCUCGUCUUUUAAUUUAAAACUUAAUGUAAGGUGUUAUGCCAGUUUAAUUUAUUGUUUUGAUUUGUUUUGAAUAGAUGUUUCUGAGGUGAAUUUACCCUCAUACUAUUUCAUAAACAAGUGGAUCAAAAGAUUAAAAACAAACUUGCUGUGGUUCUCUCUGUGGCUGAACACAUUUUGCACAAACUAAUCCCCUACAGAAGCUUCAAAUAUGUUCCUCUUUUCUCGUAUGAUUUUCAGUAUUUAACUAUAUUUAUCUGUUUAUGACACUUUUCUUUGCAGGAUAGAGACUUAUUACUAAAAUUUAACAACAACAUCUAAAAUGCAGUGCUCUUUGAAUAUAUAGUUGAAAACUAACACCUGUCUAGCCUUGACUUUUAAGCUGAUUCUUGACGUUACUAUCAACUUGUAAUAAUCAUUCACUGAUGCCUGUAAUGUUGGUUGAUGAUUGUUUUUAAUGCAGUGUGGAGUUAGGAUCCUAACCAAGAGAUUGUAUCAGUUUUGAUAUGUUUUGUAUAUUUAUAAUUAAAAAAUACAACUGAAAGUCAAA